Molecule: messenger RNA, 2566 nt
Organism: Phyllostomus hastatus (greater spear-nosed bat)
Lineage: Eukaryota; Metazoa; Chordata; Mammalia; Chiroptera; Phyllostomidae
Product: zinc finger protein 791-like
Exons: 8
Coding region: 198-842 (214 amino acids)
Biological process (GO): regulation of transcription by RNA polymerase II
Cellular component (GO): nucleus
Molecular function (GO): DNA-binding transcription factor activity, RNA polymerase II-specific; RNA polymerase II transcription regulatory region sequence-specific DNA binding
Source: RefSeq, a predicted model, not a curated record
UCCGCAAACAGCCGGUUUGCUCCUGGCACCUCCGGGUAGGGUUUUACCUACGUCUACUCGCCUAGUUCCUCGCCUUCUGUCUACGACCCGGGGUGACUUGUGCCAGCCACGGAAGCCUCUUGGAGGACAGAGGGGGACUCCAGGGACCGGGAAAUGGGAGAAGAAGGGAGAAGAGACAGACAGACAGACAGACAGACAUGGAUCCAUUGCCUCCCACAUGCACCCCGACCUGGGAUCAAACCGCAACCUCUCAGAUAAACUCUUGUAAACAUUCUCCACAGGUUUUGCGUCAACAUUUACUUGGUAGCUGGCAGGAAUGCGAAGAAGCCCACCCAGGGCCACCCCAUGGACCUGGGCCCAGUGCUAGGUGCAAGCAAGGGCCCUUCGUGCCCCACUGGCUUCUUGCUCUGCAUCAGGACUCAGUGGUGACCUUUGAAGAUGUGGCUGUGAACUUCACCCUGGAGGAGUGGGCUUUACUAGAUCCUUCACAGAAGAAACUUUAUAGAAAUGUGAUGCGAGAAACCUACAGGAACCUGGCCUCAAUAGGUCUGCAUUUAGGGGAAAAAUGGGAAGAUCGUAACAUUGAAAAUCAGUACAAAACCCAAGGAGAAAAACUAAGAGGUCAUAUGGUAGAAAAACUCUAUGAAAUCCAAGAAGACCGAUCUAUAGGUAAAUUAAAGUGUAUUUCUAAUAAACAGUACUGUCCUGUCAAAACCCACCAGGACCACACCAGCAGUCAACAAGAAGUGUUGGCAGAGUGCUCACCAUCUCCCAAGACUGCAUCAAAACUACAACUAAGUUAUGCAACUGUCAGCCUGGAGAACGAUCUGAAGACUAGCUGAACAAGCUCCUAUAACGAAGGGUAUAAAGAAAAAGCCAUGUUGAAACCGCUAGGAGAAACAGAGACACAAAACAGACACUCCCCAAACCCACUUGUGGAGGUUAAGAAUCAGGAGUCAUGUAUCAGCUGCAGAGGUCCCCCCUGAGGAGCGAGGGGUCCCAGCCCCAUACAGGGCUCCCCAGUGCCAGGAAGAGCUGGCGGAGGUUCUGCCCACACACAGACUCACUCACUCAUAAACACUCACCCUAAGCUCCAGCAAAAGGACAGCAGCUGGAAAGGUGCCAGAGACUUACAGGGAGAAAUUAAAUUGUGUGGCUUCAGGGCACAGGCUUGAUGGCCAUGUGCCAUUAUCCCUGUGUUGAGCCCUCCCCCACACAGCCUGCAGGCACAGGUGGGCACCAAUUCUCAAUGCGCACUAACCUGGUGAAUGCCAUUCACACCACCCUGGGGACCCCCUGAGACCCCACUCCACCCAUUGCACUUGGCUCUUUCAGCAGCUGUGUCUCAUGGGCAGCCAGCCUCGCCCUGCACUGCAGAAUUUCUUUAUAACUCUCCUAGGUCCGCAGGACCCAGGCUGGCGGUUCCUGGCUUUGGUGUGCCCUGUACCUCUUGCUAAGUGGCCCCAGCCUGGCACUGCGGCUGUCAGCCUUGGGUUGCAGGGUGCCUCUUCCACAUGCCUCCAAUCUCAGCACAGGGAGCUACCAACUGCAGAUUGCUUUGUAGCUCCUACCAGGUGACCCUGGGCCAGGCACAGGCAGCAACCGACCUCAGCCUACCCUGGAUCCCCUACCAAGAGGCCCCAGAACCAACAGACCCAGCAAGCCAUUCAGACACAAAAGCACUACCCAACUAGCUACACAAACAGCACACCCAAAGGGUUGUCUCUGAAGGCACCAAAGCCUCACUGGGGUGAAUCCUGCUCUGUGGGAUCAGCCACCACUGUGGUUAUGGCCAGUCCUCACAGUCAGUCAGCCUGAGGGUCAAUCCUACCCACUGAUGUGCCAACAGCAAUCAAGGCUCAACUAUAACAGGGGGGUGUACACAGCCCACAUUGGAGGGGGUGCACCUGGAGUGCCCAGCUUGGGUGAUCAGGGAGGUUGUGCCACUGGGCCCUAAAGGACACCUACUACAUUAGGCCAUUCUACAAAGCCCAGGACACAUAGCUCUACCUAAUACACAAAAACAAACACAGGGAGGUAGUAAACAUGAGGAGACAAAGAAACACAUCCCAAAUGAAAAAACAGAACAAAACUCCAGAAGAAUUAAACAAAAUGGAGACAAACAAUGUUCUAGAUGCAGAGUUCAAAACACUGGGUAUAAAGAUGCUCAACAAACUUGAGGAAAGAGUAGAUGAACUUAGAACUUCAACAGCAUAAAGAAGGGCAUGGAAACCAUACAAAGAUCCAGUCACAGAUGAAAGAUAAACUAACUGAAAUGAAGAAUCAACAGUAGAAUAGAUGAGGCCUAGAAUCCAAAUAGCAAUUUGGAAUACAGGAAAGCAAAGAACACCCAAUCAGAACACCGAAUGAAAAAAAGAAGCAAAAAAAAUUAAGAUAGAGUAAGGAGCCUUGGGGACAACUUCAAGCACACCAACAUUCACACCAUGGAGGUGCCAGAAGUAGAGAAGAGAGAGCAAGAAAUUGAAAAACUACUUGAAAAAAGGAUGAAAAACUUUUCUAACCUGGUGAAGGAAAUAGACAUACAAGUCCAAGAAGGACAGAAGGU